AUGACUGGCGUGAAGGGAUCACCGUACCUGCACAACUUCUCCAACAUCAGAUAUGGUGAACCUCCGAUAGGGGAUCUUCGAUUCGCGAAAUCUGUUGCUCCCAAAGGACGCAACGUCACAAUAGAUAAAGGGGAUGUUGGGCGUAUUUGUCCCCAGGCGAUGGCCGCUUGGGAACUGUACACUUCGUUCACAGGACCAGACUUCUUGAGUGGGAAACAGAAGACUGUCUUUCUCGAUGUUGUCACUCCCAUCGAGACUUUCGAGAGUCCAUUGAAGAAACUGGCGCCGGUCAUAUUCUGGCUUUCGGGAGGUGGAUAUAUGACAGGUGAAAAGGGCUGGUUUGACCCUGCGGGUCUCAUCAAGGCGAGCUAUGCAUCGAGUUCGGAAGGCUUGGUCUUUGUUUCUGCGAACUAUCGACUUGGUGCUCUUGGAUGGCUUGCUGGAUCGAAAUUGGACCCCGAGACGAUGGUAGCAAAUGCGGCACUUUACAACCAGCGACUGGCACUCGAGUGGAUACAAGAGAACAUCCAUCAGUUCGGCGGUGAUCCAGCUCGUGUGACUAUCAUGGGCGAGUCAGCUGGAGGCGCCAGUAUUUAUCAUCACCUGAUCGCUUUUGGAGGCAAGGAUAGGUCAACACUCUUCCAGCGGGCGAUUCCCCAAAGUACUGGCUGGGUUCAUAUCGCGAAUGACAGACUCGAGAAUGAUGUGAUCAACAAGUUCCUCGCUCUUGCAAAUGUUCCAGAUCUGGAAGCGGCUAGAAAACUGUCAACUGAAGAGAUUCAAGAGGCUAACAGGCUUCUGAUCUCAAACUCUGCUUGGGGAUCAAGUACGACAGGUCCAUUUGUCGAUGGGCUGUACGUGCCAAAAAACCCCGAUAAGCUGUUUGCAGAAGGGAGGCGUAUACAGAAUGUAGAUCUGUCGAUUGGAUUCAACGAAGUUGAAGGACUGAUCUUCACAUCUCCAGAGUCGAAUGACAAUGCCGGGUAUCGCAAGUUUCUGGAGUCGACAUACUCUAACACCAGUCCUGAGACACUUGACCACAUCGAGACGACACUCUACCCGCCAGUCUUUGGCGGUAGCUACGGGUACACCAAUCAAACGGGUCGUGCCUCCAUCACCAAGGCCGAGUCGGAGUUCACCUGCAAGUACGGAUUCCUGCAGGCGGCGUAUGGAAACAAGGCCAAGAGUUACCGCUUCAACGUCCACCCCGGUCUUCACGGCAGUGAAAUGCACUAUACCUUUUACAAUGGUCCGGACCGGAAUCCAGAGGUUGACGAAGGCAUUGCUGUCGGGUUUCAAGAGCUUCUGACGAGUUUUGCGGCGACUGGAAACGCGACUUCGCUGGCCGCUCCUCAGGGGGUACGGAAGAGAGGCGUAUGCUUUACAUCGAUAAUGAGGGCUUCGGGAUCGCGACGGAUGAGACUGUUCCUGAUCGCUGUAAGUUCUGGCAGAGUGGGAUUUACCUGUGAGUUUGUAUAG
Fusarium verticillioides 7600 is the source of this 1479-nucleotide messenger RNA. RefSeq lists its product as hypothetical. The transcript is spliced from 7 exons. Lineage: Eukaryota; Fungi; Ascomycota; Sordariomycetes; Hypocreales; Nectriaceae. The record is from RefSeq and is a predicted model, not a curated record. Bases 1 to 1479 code for a protein of 492 amino acids.